Messenger RNA from Zootermopsis nevadensis, 3291 nucleotides. RefSeq names its product U3 small nucleolar RNA-associated protein 14 homolog A. Lineage: Eukaryota; Metazoa; Arthropoda; Insecta; Blattodea; Termopsidae. The record is from RefSeq and is a predicted model, not a curated record. Gene Ontology annotation, biological process: rRNA processing. Gene Ontology annotation, cellular component: small-subunit processome; nucleolus.
AUUUGCGACACAUUCACAGUAAUGUAGCUACUAGAGGUACAAGCUACACAGGAAAGAUAUGCUAGUAACCAUUUAAACCAAACAGGACGAAGCUGCGAUUGUUUGUGUAUUUCGUGUUAGAUAUUAUCUAUGUAUAUCAUUUGUGGCACCGCCUUUGCACCACGUUUGGUUGUUUGGUUAGCUGGUCAUGAUAAUUUCAUGUAUUCACCAUUCCUCUGCCAACGCAACAUGAGUUAGAUAAGAGUUGUAAUAUAAAGGAACAUUUCAUCUUAAGUUCUAAUCAUUUUCAAAAUGGACAGUUUUGAUGCUACAUACAGUGACAGUAGUGACCAUGAGAUAAAUGAAGCACAGCAUUCCACUUUGUUAGCUGCUGUGUCUGAGCUUGAUGUUAAACAACGAGUAAAACCACCAAGUCGUAAAGAAUCAAGUUUUAGAGUGUCAGAGUUCCACCUUGGGAAGGGUGAUGCUGACAAAAAUACUGUUUUUAUAAGGAACUUGACAAAGUCUUUGGGUCAGCAAGGUAGUCAUGCUGUAAUCACCAAACAGUUGCGUUCGAUUCAUCACAAUACACGGACUCUCCCACGUCCAUUAGAAAAAACUGUUGCUGCGAGGAUUCAACGUUCAGUUGGGUUUAAAAACGUAAAAUCUCAGUUGGGUCGUUGGGAUGCUGUUGUGUACAGCAAUCAGGCUGCCAGUCAACUUUCCUUUCCAUUGAAACAGUCCACUGUUACUUUCCAAACAGUAAAUGAUUUUGUUUCAAAGUUGAAGUCGCAAACAAGGACCUCUCUGGAGCAACAGAUGGAUGAAAUUUUAAACAACAGCCCAGUUGUGCAGGAAGAAAGAAAGGAAGAAGAGUAUCAAUUGAGUUUAGCUGAGAUGUGUGAGCGUCGCCGAGAGAUGGCUAGAUUGCGUGCACAGCAGUCGUACAUGGCCUCUAAGGCCAGUAGGCAGAAGAAGAUCAAGAGCAAGAAGUAUCACCGAAUCCUGCGGCGUGAACGUAUUCGACAACAGUUGAAGGAUUUUGAAGUACUUCAGAAAACAGAUCCUGAAGCUGCAUUGCAACAGCUUGAGCUGUUGGAACGCACUCGUGCAGAGGAACGAGUGUCACUGCGACACCGCAGUACGGGUCAGUGGGCAAGGAACAAGGCUGUGAGAGCAAAAUAUAAUAAAGAGAGUCGGCAAGAGUUGGCACAGCAACUUGCAGUAAGCCGGGACUUGACACAGAAAAUACAGGUUGAGAACAGCAGUGACGAUGAAGAGGAAGAAGACAGCAGUGUAAAAGUAAUGCCACCUAACACUGACAAUCCUUGGAUUACACCAAAAGCAGCCUCAGAGGUAGAAGAAUUUGUCAGUGAGUAUCGUAAAUACUGGGCAGAGCAUAAUAGAAAAUCAUCUGAAGGAACUGGUAAUGCCAGUAACAUAUGUCACAACAAAGGGAUAGACAGGAAAGGAGUAGCAAGUGAAUUAGGGAAGGAAUGUACAGAGAAUCAUUCAGCAGCACCUGCAAAUGAAAGUAUUGAAGGCCAAAAUGACAAAGGUAAUGAAGUAGAUAAAAAUCACAUACAAAGUCAUAGUUCAGCAUCUGUAAAUUUAAGAGGUGAAAAUAAUGAAGAUGGCUCUAUAGAUGUAGAAAUUCCAAUAAGGGAAGGACAAAGAUGUAGUGAUACAGUAAUUAACAGUACUGAGCCAGAAGGAAAACAGGUAUCACCAAAGAAAGGAAACAGUACUUUUGAACAGAUAAAUAACAUAGUUGAGAUACUGCCAAAAGAGAAAACAUUAUCACCAAAAAAACUGAACCAUACAACAGGAGAUGUAAAUAAUAGGAGUGAGGUACAGCUACAAAAAGGAAAGUUGCUACAAAAUAAACAAAAUAAUAGAGCCAAACAGGAAAAUGACAGUGCUAAGAUAGUGCCAAAAUGGAAGAUUUCAUCAAAUAAACAAAAUAAUAUAGAAGAAGAAGAAGUAGAUACCAGUACUGUGAUGCAGCUCAAAAGAAAGAUAUUAUUUUUAAAUAAAGAGAAAAAUAUCUCAGAAGAGGUAUAUAAUAAUGCCAAGAUACAGCCAAGGAGGAAACGAAUGUCUCUAAAUAAACCAAACAGUAUAGUAGAGCAAGUAAAUAAGAGAAAAUGUGCAUAUAGUUUUAGUUCCACUGGUUAUAAAUCCAAGCCUUCUGAGUCUCACUCAGCAGUAAUUGCAACAACAAAUUCUUGGACUGUGACACCAAUAGAUAUAGAAAGGAGUAAAGUGGAGAAUUAUAGUGGACCAAAGAGAAAGAACAGUAAUAAGAAUAAAGGAAAUAGAAUUGACAACGGUACAAGUAAGAAUACAGUAAAAAUAGGAGAAUUGUUUGAUGACAUGGAAGAAAAAUUGAAGGAGAAGGUGGAUAAGAAAUUAAAGACACUGAAAUUGGAGUUUAAGGUUAAAGAUAAAAACAAGGCUGAAAACACAAAUUCAGAAUCAGAUGAUGAAAGUCCAUCCUUGAAAUUUAAACAAGUGGAUGUACAGGCAGAUUUGGAUGAAGAACUAAAUGAACAGCCUCAUGAUAAGUUUCAGGAAGAUGAAUCUUCAUGCGGGAACCUGAACAAGAUAGUACGAGAGUCUAGCUUACAGGAACGAGAGCAGGAACUCCCACUAGAUAAUAUUGAUCCUAACAAGUUCAUGGCAAUGAAACCAAAACACUUGCAGACAGAGCUUCCAGACAUGAUAACUAGAGGUGAUGAGGCUCUUGAUGACAAUGAAGAUGAGAGUGAAGAAAGGCAGAUGACUAUCACUGAAGCGUUUGCUGAAGAUGAUGUAAUUGCGGAGUUCAGGAAGGAGAAAGAUGAGGUGACAGAGAAAUCGCAGCCUCAGAGUGUUGAUUUGUCUUUGCCUGGCUGGGGAGAGUGGGGUGGAAAAAACCUGCCUGUAUCUUCAAGGAAAAAGCGUCGUUUCAUAAUAAAGUUUCCUGAGGUAGCACCAAGGAAGGAUUCCAACAAAGGGAGUGUUAUCAUUAAUGAAGAAAAGAAUGAUAAAGUUGUGCCUCAUCAGGUAAGUGAACUGCCAUUCCCGUUUACAAGUGUAAAGGACUUUGAAGCUAGUAUUCGUGCUCCAAUUGGUAACACUUGGAUUCCACAAACUGCACAUCGUAAACUAAUAAAGCCGUCAGUUGUAACAAAACUGGGAUCUGUUAUCGAACCAAUGGAUGAAGAUAUGUUGGUGAAUAAGAAGAUGAAAAUGAAAGGAAUGCCAUAAAAUUUAUGUACUUUUGUGAUGGUGUAAAAUUUUAUGUUAAUAAGGAUUUUAUUAUCUGGA